AUGAGUUUUGAAAUGCAAACAAUGACCAAUUUCAAUUUUAAUAUUUUACCAAAUAUAGGUGCUAGAAUAAAAAAUAUAGGUAUUUGGAAAUAUGCACUCUGUGAAGAAUAUAUUCGACGUCUAUUUACUUAUAGUCUAUCUUAUAUAGCAGUUGAUUAUAAACAAUUAAAAGAAUAUCGGCAACAAGUAAAUACAUUUAGAUUUAGUAAAAAUCAACAACAAUUCGAAAAUGAAUUACUUGUUCCAUUCAAUGAACCGUUUGAAGAGAAUCUAUGGGAAAAAAAGAAAAAAGAAAUUGAUAUUGACGAAUUGAAAUAUUUUAAAAAUAUUGAUGAAACUAACGAAUCAACUAUACAAUUAUUUGAUAAUAAAACUUAUCUUGUUCUUUUGAAAUCCAUUGAAGAAUGGUUCGAAUAUACACUAAUUCUCGAUGUUUCUAUACCUAAUUUGCCGGCAACAAAUGAACAUUUAACAAUUUUCUCAAUGAAUUCAGAAUCUGGAAUUUAUAUUACACAUAGUGGUCAAAUUUGUCUAUUCAAUGAUGGAAAAUUAAAUCAAAGUAAAACCAUAUUGAAAUUAAACGAAUAUAUGCGUUUACUUAUAAUUGUUCAAAAGAAAUAUAUUGAUAUUUAUUUAAAUGGAAUAUUGCAGAUACGUUUCAAUAUUGAUAAUGAUCAAUUUGUACUAAAAACAGAUUUACUCAUGAAUACUACAAAUGAUGAUAUAGUUCGAAUUGAAUCUAAAUCAAUUACAUUUCUAAAUCGAUUAAUAGAAUCCGAAAGAAUUACUAAACAAAUGAAAUCAUCAAACUAUUCAUUAGUACCAUUGAUUGCACCACCGUUUUUGAUUGAUUGCAUCAAAUUUAAUUGCAAUUGGUUACAAAGACGAAUGGAUAAAAUUAGCCAUGAAAAAGUAUAA
This is a messenger RNA of Rotaria sp. Silwood2, 918 nucleotides long. The record is from the annotation of a GenBank genome assembly. Lineage: Eukaryota; Metazoa; Rotifera; Eurotatoria; Philodinida; Philodinidae.